UACCGAAUAUUUAGUGAAAUCGAUAAAUACUCUCUUAGUGUUAUAAUGGUCAAUAUUAUAACAAACUGUUCAAGAUGAUAUCCUGAGAACCCUUACUAUGCUUCAGACAGUGCUAAACGAAGAUAAGUUGAUUUAGUUCUUUAAAAGAGUUAAGGAAUUAAUAACGAAACUGUUUGAAAAAAAUAUCGAUUACAGGUAUUAGUAAAAUUUUGCAGACGUAAAAAACUCUCUAACGCUUAAAAUUACCAGGGGUUUCGAAAGUAAAAAAUCAAAUUAAAAAAAAAACUAAACAGAGAACUGUGAUGUAGUAACAAUUUUAUCAAUCGUGCCCAAAACACUUAAUCAUGUCUUUUAUCAUGUUUAAGUUAAAAUCAAUAAAUUACUUGAAAGUAAAAAUUCUGGGUAAUUAACUAAAAAUGUUUCUAUCUGAUCGCUAAUGUGUUUAUGAUUACAAUUUUGAUAGUUAUUAACUAUAUUACAGUGACCAAGCUGAAACUUGAAAAUCAUUAUUUACCAAAAAACUGUCUAAAAGACCCGUGGGAAGUAAUUUUUUUUUUUUACAAUUUUAAGUUAUCACAGUAUUAAUAAAUAUAAAAAGUAUUUAUCAGUAUUGAAAUAAACAAACCCGACAUAAAUCAUAAUAUAAUCAAAAAUCAUCAAGGCUGUAAAACACCUGAAAUGUCAAAUUAAUCAACCAAUCAACGACAAAUUAUACUUAUGUUUAUUAUAUUUUUCUACAACACAGUUAAGAAAAGGCUUAACCCAUGAUAAAAAUCUCUCCUGUCUGUCUAAAUAAAAUUUUUAAAAACAAGCUUUGAUUAAUAAUUUUUUUCAAAACAAACAUUUUUUCAGGCGCCGUUGAGAAAUAAAUUAUAAAUCUCAAUAAAAAAAAUAUUGAUUUCUUCAUGGGGGUAGCUAAAAUUGUAUCAAAAAAAAAAUUAUACUUUGCCUUGUAACAUAAAUAAUUCACACAAAAAAUUUAUAAAUAAUAAUUAAAGUAUUGGUGCGCUCCCAUGCGCCAAUGAUAAGAUUUCAAAACAAAAAUUCUGUGAUAAAUUUCUCAAAAAUUCUAUAAAAGAUUAACCCCCAUCGAUGAAAGAGUCAAUUAGUACUUAAAUUUUUUUUUACUCAAACAAUGAAAAAGUCAUUAUCAUUUGUAGCCUUUUUGGUUAUACUGAGUUUAUCGUCUGUAAUAGCUGAUACUUGGCCAGGAAAAAUUUUCAAAGAAAUCAAAAAAAUCGAAAAAGUCUCCGAAGGAGUUGUAAAAUUCGUCGAAAAUGAACUCAAUAUUUACGAGCCAUGGUUUGAGAAAACUUCCGAACGUGGUUGGAUUUUGAAUAAAGAAGGCAAGAAAGCUUUGGAGAAUCUUCUUCUCACUUUACCUUGCGGCUGGCCACAAUAUGGAAUACCACCUUUAGCUCCUUAUACCAAUGAACAAUUGGUUAUUGAUCUGAAGAAAAGUAUACUUGAAACUUUGACAAAAUUGAAACAUUUUCGAAUUGAUGGUUUGGAUAUCUUAUUAAUCAACGAACUCAAAAUCAGUUAUGCUUUUCACAAAAAAGUCAAAUACAGUAUAACUUUCCCGAAAUUAGUACUCAGUGGAAAAAUUGAUACCGACACAUUACUCAGUCUAAUGAUGGAAUAUGGAAUAAGUGUUCGUUUUGAUGGCAAAGGAGAUUUUGAAAUGAUUUUGGAAAAUAUUAUAAUUGAUGGUUCGUUCAAUUACAAAAUACCAUUGAUAUUUGGAAGUGUAAAAAUUUCAGAUUUUCUUUCGGUUAUUUCGUUGGGAAAUGUCACAUCGGGAAUCAGAUUUGAGGGCACUUUUAAGAAACUCAAUGAAUUUUUAAAUGCAAAAAUACAAGAUUUCCUCAUGAGAAUUGUAAAUAAUAAUAAAAAUCCAAUUAGCGAUUGGAUUGAAGAGACUAUUGUGCCUUUUAUCAAUGAUAAUAUGAAAGGAAAGAAAAUUUGGCAUGUAAUUGGUAUGUUGGCUAAAAAUACUAAACCAUGUUAUCCACCACAUAUUCCAUGGGAAAAAGAGUCGAAGGAUGGUGAUAAUAAAGUUUAAGGUGUAAAUAAAUAAAUAAGUGAUAAUAAUCUUUGAGAAAAAAUGUGUUAAUCUCUUGAAAUAAAGUUUCUUCAAGAAACCGAUGUGGUCUUGAAGAAAUUUAGGACCUCUAAUUUACAUAUCUUGGCUAAGUACAUUACUUUAAUGACUCAAUUAUCAAUGUCAAUAGACUGAGUUGGUAAGGAAGUUUCGCUCAGUUUCUAAUAGUUGUUAACAGCUUGUUAUAAAGCUUAUUAACUAGUAAAAUUGCGGUUCUACGGGGUUGAGCUAAACAAUU
Molecule: messenger RNA, 2342 nt
Organism: Episyrphus balteatus (marmalade hoverfly)
Lineage: Eukaryota; Metazoa; Arthropoda; Insecta; Diptera; Syrphidae
Exons: 2
Coding region: 1136-2065 (309 amino acids)
Source: RefSeq, a predicted model, not a curated record